This is a messenger RNA of Pundamilia nyererei, 1382 nucleotides long. It is a transcript of the gene egln3, whose product is annotated as egl-9 family hypoxia-inducible factor 3. The record is from RefSeq and is a predicted model, not a curated record. Gene Ontology annotation, molecular function: ferrous iron binding; L-ascorbic acid binding; peptidyl-proline 4-dioxygenase activity. Gene Ontology annotation, cellular component: nucleus; cytoplasm. Gene Ontology annotation, biological process: cellular response to hypoxia; peptidyl-proline hydroxylation to 4-hydroxy-L-proline. Lineage: Eukaryota; Metazoa; Chordata; Actinopteri; Cichliformes; Cichlidae. The coding region runs from base 239 to 1294 and encodes 351 amino acids. The transcript is spliced from 3 exons.
AUGGUUUUUGGAUAGUGAAGGAAAGUCCUUUCCAGCAUAUAUUCUUGUGAUACUUUUUUUUUUUCAACUUUUUGAUAUAUUUUUGUAAUGGCUGUUUGGGUAGCUAUUAAGGUGGCCUUUACUCUCACUCUUAUUUUGGAAACCAGCUUGCUCAUUUUCUGUCUUCCUGUUCUUUCCUGGGGGCUUUGUGCUUUCCUAUAAAACAGUCAGCAGAGUGUAGAGCAGCUAAACAAGUCGGAUGGGAACGCAUGCAGACAUGAGUCCUCUAUCCAAGGUUGUGAAUAAGGAAGAAAUUAAAACUGACUCCCACAAACUUGUCAAUGAUGAUGAUAAUGACCACAGACAUGCAGAUCAACUGCUCCCCUGGAGGUUUAGCAGUGCUGACACUGGACCUGGAGACACUUUUGUGGGGGCCAAGGUAGAGCCCCAAGUUGGGACUGGUGUCAAAGCUGGAUUUGAUAUAGGGUUCGAUACUGGAGAUGGCGUUACAUUUGGGACCAGCAGCAACAGUGUUACAGUUGCAGACAUGAAAGGUCAGAUCCAAGAAAAUGGGACUGGGGUUGAAGCUGGAAUUGAAGCUGUGAGUGAAGUCGGGAAAACAGUCAGAGAUAUAGCCAGGGCUGGGGCUGGGAAAAAUAGGGCCGGGAUCGUACCCUAUGCUCUUCCCUGGAGCGCCCAUCCCAGAUCCAAAGACCGGAGGUACCGCAGCAGUCACAGACUGGUGCUCCACUACAUCAUCCCCAGCAUGAACUCCUAUGGCAUGUGCAUCAUUGACAACUUCCUCGGGAGCAAAAUUGGAGACCGGGUUCUGCAAGAGGUCCAAGAGCUGCACCACUCCGGGAAGAUGCAGGACGGCAAGCUGGCCAGCAGAGGCCUGGACAACACUAGGAGUAUUCGUGGAGACCAGAUCGUUUGGGUGGAAGGAAACGAGCCGGGCUGCGAGAACAUCGGCUACCUGCUGUCGAAGAUGGACAAACUGGUCACCUACGCCGAUGGGAAGUUGGGGAAGCACAAGAUCAGAGGAAGGCACAAGGCUAUGGUGGCGUGUUACCCAGGAAAUGGGGCGGGUUAUGUCAAGCACGUGGACAAUCCCAACUGUGAUGGACGCUGCAUCACCUGCAUCUACUACCUCAACAAGAACUGGAAUGCCAAGGAGCAUGGCGGCAUCCUCAGGAUCUUUCCAGAAGGGAAGUCGUACGUGGCAGACAUCAAGCCACUUUUUGAUAGGCUGCUCUUCUUUUGGUCAGACCGCAGGAACCCACAUGAAGUGCAGCCUUCCUAUACCACCAGGUAACUCGCCAACCAACCCAUCAGUACCCCAAUUCAUGAGGCAGCUUCUCCUGUAACUACUACAGACAUGAUGACUUGGACCAUCUGCCUUU